Messenger RNA from Brassica napus (rape), 1918 nucleotides. RefSeq names its product probable xyloglucan endotransglucosylase/hydrolase protein 25. Gene Ontology annotation, molecular function: hydrolase activity, hydrolyzing O-glycosyl compounds; xyloglucan:xyloglucosyl transferase activity. The coding region runs from base 119 to 973 and encodes 284 amino acids. Lineage: Eukaryota; Viridiplantae; Streptophyta; Magnoliopsida; Brassicales; Brassicaceae. The transcript is spliced from 3 exons. Gene Ontology annotation, cellular component: cell wall; apoplast. Gene Ontology annotation, biological process: xyloglucan metabolic process; cell wall biogenesis. The record is from RefSeq and is a predicted model, not a curated record.
CACAAACGGCGAACCAAACUCCAAAAAUACUAAAACUGGCCUUCCUUGUAUAAAACCCACCCCAACACAUACGGUCCCAAUGAAUGAUUUCACUUCUCAAUCUUACUGACACACAAGCAUGGACCGUCAUUCCACUUUGAUCUUAUCUAUAUUACUCAACGCUUUGACCACAACCUUCUUCUCUCCGGUUUAUGCCGGAACUUUCGACAGAGAAUUCGAUAUCACUUGGGGUGGUGGUCGUGGGAAAGUCCUAAACAAUGGAGAGCUUCUCACUCUUUCUCUCGAUAGAGCCUCCGGAUCUGGAUUCCAAUCCAAGAAAGAGUAUUUGUUCGGAAAAAUUGAUAUGCAAAUCAAACUCGUCCCUGGAAACUCUGCCGGAACCGUCACUACCUACUAUCUAAAGUCGAAAGGUGAUACGUGGGACGAGAUAGAUUUCGAGUUUCUUGGUAAUCUAACUGGUGAUCCGUAUGUGAUGCAUACAAAUGUGUAUACUCAAGGCAAAGGUGAUAGAGAACAACAAUUUCAUCUCUGGUUCGAUCCAACGGCUGAUUUUCACACUUACUCUGUUCUAUGGAACCAUCAUCACAUCGUUUUCUUGGUUGAUGGAAUUCCGAUUAGACAAUUCAAGAACUUAGAACAUAGGAGAAUUCCAUAUCCAAUAAUGCAGCCAAUGAGGCUCUACUCGAGUCUCUGGAACGCGGACCAGUGGGCUACGAGAGGAGGGCUUGUUAAGACCGACUGGUCCAAGGCGCCAUUCACCGCUUCUUACAGAAACUUUAGAGCGGACGCAUGUGUCUCGUACACUGGAAAACCAUCUUGCCCAGCCGGUUCACCAAGAUGGUUGUCUCAUAGGUUUGAUCUAACGGCGGAAAAUAAUAUGAGGGUAGUGCAGAGGAAGUUCAUGGUUUAUAACUAUUGUACGGAUUCCAAGAGGUUUCCUCAAGGAUUUCCUAAGGAGUGUGGUAUUCACUAGCUUCACGGCUUGUAUAGUUAAUUAAUGGUACUUCGAAUGUAUGUAUUGUUACGUGUUUUCUUUUUCUGUGUAUGUAUUCAUCUUUUCGGUUUGAUAGCACAAUGACAGAAUUAGGAAAACCACUAAGGUACAAGCUAUCGUUGAGAGCGAGUUAUCGGUUUUGUUUUUAUUGUUUCAUUUACAUAUUACAAUCAUCUAAGUGUAUUCAAUGUUUAUUUUGGAUAUGUGUUGACCAUAUUUUGAAGCUAAAGACAUGUAUAAACGGUAAAUCUUAGCCGAAUCUUGUUUUUCAUUCCAUAAUAAAAAUAAUUAGUGUUUUGAACUUUUUAACUAUGAUUGACUGAAAUUUAUCGACCUGAAAAUGUAGAUUCUGAGUACUUUUCUUUUAAUUAUUAUUAAUCCCAGCAUGGGAGAAACUCGAAGAAUAAUCCACGUAGUUGCUUUAAAUAAAUAUGGUGACAGUUCUUACAUGUAUGCGGCUAACAUGUCUCCGUUCUCAAUUUUUGUUAAAGAAAACUGUCGGUCCCCAUUUUACCAAAAACAAAAACAAAUAUUUCAAUUUUCUGCUUAAUUAAUUUUACAAAUUAACUACAAAUGCUAUCCGAUCUUUUAAAACGUUUUUAUUCAAAACUUAUCGUAGGAACCAAGCUUAAAAACAAAUUUAGCUGAAUGAUAAACAUACGAAAAAAACAUUAUCAAAAUGAUACUAUAUAUAAUUAUAUGUAAGGUGAAAGACUAAAGUAUAUGUUUAUAUGUUAACAUAAUUAAUCAUUUAUAUAACAAUUAAUUAAAAAUCGUUAGUGUAAGACUACCACGUCCAUAAUGGGACUCCACGAACCUCUAAUUCACUCGUUUUCUAGAAUCUCACUCUCUCCUUAUAAACACCAAUCUCCGAUCAUAUUCAAACCAUCUGAAAACAUUUAGUUAAGAAACAACAACAACAAC